AGUAGUGAAAAAAAUUACUCUUAUUGGAAUUUUAUAAUUAUUAUACCAGAAUGUAAAGAAUAUUUAUAUAAACUUUGUGAUUUUUCUAAUCAAACACAUACUGGUAAAUUUUUAGCAAGUAAAAUUGAAGGAGUUUUAGAUUUAGUUGGUGCUGAACUAAAUGAACAAGGUAUUAUUGGUGGUA
Molecule: messenger RNA, 184 nt
Organism: Racocetra persica
Lineage: Eukaryota; Fungi; Glomeromycota; Glomeromycetes; Diversisporales; Gigasporaceae
Source: the annotation of a GenBank genome assembly